UGUUUAGUGCGUGAUCGGCGCUCAGACCUGCAACUUGUGCCUCCGGAAAAAAAGAGGCAACCAGACAGACAUCGCGAUAGUGCGGAAUUCGAACUGCUUUAAAUAGCUAUAGACUAUAGUAGUAAUAACUGAACGAAACAAUAAAUUAUUAGCACGAGUGCCCAGUGAUAAGCAAACAGUUCCACAAGCUCUUAAAAAAAGCUCUUAUCACCAACUGAAAGUUGGCCUACUUUGCCUAUAUAAAGAAAACUCUCUUAACCAUGCAGCCAGUUUUGGAAGUGAGCAUUUACACUCUGCUAAGGAUGGCGUUCCUUUGGCAGCUGAUCUCCGCCGCAAUCUACAUAGUGGGCUCCCUCACUAUCGUGGCCUACCUGUACGACAACCUUAAGUCCUUGGUCAGUAUUAUCAAGGCUGUCCUGGAACCCUACUUCCAGCCACAAUUGCCAAAGACUCUGGUGGAAAAGUUCGGCCAAUGGGCAGUGGUGACGGGUGCCACCGAUGGCAUUGGAAAGGAAUAUGCCAGGGAGCUGGCUCGACAGGGUCUCAACCUGGUGCUCAUCUCGAGGACGAAGGAGAAGCUGAUUGCCGUCACCAACGAGAUUGAGAGCCAGUACAAAGUGAAGACCAAGUGGAUUGCUGUGGAUUUUGCCAAGGGACGCGAGGUUUACGAUCAGAUCGAAAAGGAACUGGCAGGAAUUGAUGUUGGCAUUUUGGUCAACAAUGUGGGCAUGAUGUACGAGCAUCCGGAGACCCUCGAUCUGGUGUCGGAGGAUCUUCUGUGGAACCUCCUAACCGUCAACAUGGGAUCGGUUACCAUGCUCACCCGCAAGAUCCUGCCGCAGAUGAUUGGCCGCCGGAAGGGCGCCAUUGUGAACUUGGGAUCCUCGUCGGAACUCCAACCCCUGCCCAAUAUGACCGUCUACGCGGCCAGCAAGAAAUUCAUCACCUACUUCUCUAAGGCAUUGGAAUUGGAGCUGGCGGAGCACAAUAUCCACGUGCAGUUGGUAAUGCCCAACUUUGUGGUAACCAAAAUGAACGCCUACUCCGAUCGGGUGAUGCAGGGUGGUCUGUUCUUCCCCAACGCCUACACAUUUUCCCGCUUCGCAGUAUUUACACUGGGAAAAACGAGCGAGACGAAUGGUUUCUGGACUCAUGGCAUACAGUAUGCCCUCAUGAAGUUGGCUCCCCUACCGAUUCGCACAUAUCUGGGCCACCGGCUCUUCAAGAGGCUGCGAAUCGAAGCCCUUGAGCAAAAACAACAGAAACUGAAGCUUUUGUAAUUCGUUAGGCUAGGUUAGGAGUCAUGUAAAUAUUUGGUUCUUAGUCGUAAGGCUUAAGCUAUUCACUAGAAAAACAAUUUUGUGCAAAGCCAUAAAGAAAUAAAAACGUAAAACAAAAGAUAAA
Drosophila ficusphila is the source of this 1404-nucleotide messenger RNA. RefSeq names its product hydroxysteroid dehydrogenase-like protein 1. The transcript has 5 exons. Gene Ontology annotation, cellular component: endoplasmic reticulum. Bases 261 to 1280 code for a protein of 339 amino acids. Lineage: Eukaryota; Metazoa; Arthropoda; Insecta; Diptera; Drosophilidae. The record is from RefSeq and is a predicted model, not a curated record. Gene Ontology annotation, molecular function: oxidoreductase activity.